Molecule: messenger RNA, 1649 nt
Organism: Equus caballus (horse)
Lineage: Eukaryota; Metazoa; Chordata; Mammalia; Perissodactyla; Equidae
Gene: RAPSN
Product: receptor associated protein of the synapse
Biological process (GO): positive regulation of neuromuscular synaptic transmission; synaptic transmission, cholinergic
Cellular component (GO): neuromuscular junction; plasma membrane
Molecular function (GO): acetylcholine receptor binding; protein-membrane adaptor activity
Source: RefSeq, a predicted model, not a curated record
CAGGGACAGCUGCGGACAGGGGCCGAACCAGCUUUGUUCCCAGGGUGGCGCCCGCUCUCCAUCCAGGCCCUGCUCGGCUCCUGCCCAGAGCUGCUAUCCUUGGCGGGGCUCAGUGGGCCGCUGGCACCGUGGGUCCCCCCGCUAUGAGUGCCUAGAGACACGGAGCCACCAGGGUCUCUCUGUGUGGGGUGCAGGGCUCGAAGGAUGGGGCAGGACCAGACAAAGCAGCAGAUCGAGAAGGGGCUCCAGCUGUACCAGUCUAACCAGACAGAGAAGGCGCUGCAGGUGUGGAUAAAGGUGCUGGAGAAGAGCUCGGACCUCGUGGGGCGCUUUCGCGUGCUGGGCUGCCUGGUCACGGCCCACUCGGAGAUGGGCCGCUACAAGGAGAUGCUGAAGUUUGCUGUAGUGCAGAUCGACACGGCCCGGGAGCUGGAGGACGCCAACUUCCUCCUGGAGAGCUAUCUGAACCUGGCACGCAGCAACGAGAAGCUGUGCGAGUUCCACAAGACCAUCUCCUACUGCAAGACCUGCCUCGGCCUGCCUGGCACCAGGGCGGGUGCCCAGCUCGGAGGCCAGGUCAGCCUGAGCAUGGGCAAUGCCUUCCUGGGCCUCAGCCUCUUCCAGAAGGCCCUGGAGAGCUUCGAGAAAGCCCUGCGCUAUGCCCACAACAACGACGACACCAUGCUCGAGUGCCGCGUCUGCUGCAGCCUGGGCAGCUUCUAUGCCCAGGUCAAGGACUACGAGAAAGCUCUCUUCUUCCCCUGCAAGGCCGCGGAGCUCGUCAAUGACUACGGCAAAGGCUGGAGCCUCAAGUACCGGGCCAUGAGCCAGUACCACAUGGCCGUAGCCUAUCGCCUGCUGGGCCACCUGGGCAGUGCCAUGGAGUGUUGCGAGGAGUCUAUGAAGAUUGCACUGCAGCACGGGGACCGGCCACUACAGGCCCUCUGCCUGCUCUGCUUUGCUGACAUCCACCGGAGCCGUGGGGACCUGGAGACGGCCUUCCCCAGGUACGACUCCGCCAUGAGCAUCAUGACCGAGAUCGGAAACCGCCUGGGGCAGGUGCAGGUGCUGCUGGGCGUGGCCAAAUGCUGGGUGGCCAGGAAGGCACUGGACAAGGCUCUGGAUGCCAUCGAGAGAGCCCAGGACCUGGCCGAGGAGGUGGGGAACAAGCUGAGCCAGCUCAAGCUGCACUGCCUGAGCGAGAGCAUCUACCGCAGCAAGGGGCUGCAGCGGGAGCUGCGUGCGCACGUCGUGCGCUUCCACGAGUGCGUGGAGGAGAGCGAGCUCUACUGCGGCCUGUGCGGCGAGUCCAUAGGCGAGAGGAACAGCCGGCUGCAGGCCCUGCCCUGCUCCCACAUCUUCCACCUCCGGUGCCUGCAGAACAACGGGACACGGAGCUGCCCCAACUGCCGCCGCUCGUCCAUGAAGCCUGGCUUUGUGUGACGCCCUCAGCAGUCUUGGGCUUCGGCCUCGCCUCCCUGCUCCUUCUCCACCGUCACCCUGGAGACCCCUGCCCUCCCUGCCUCGACGACCGUUUACUCCUGGGGCAGCUGCCAGGGACUCCCCGCUGGCACCCCUCGAGGCCCAGUUGCCCUCUCUCGCCUCUUCGUACUUUGCUCUUUAUAGGAAAAUAAACCGUUUGUACCUGG